Messenger RNA from Stylonychia lemnae, 315 nucleotides. The record is from the annotation of a GenBank genome assembly. Lineage: Eukaryota; Ciliophora; Spirotrichea; Sporadotrichida; Oxytrichidae.
AUGAUUACAAUCUUAUUACUCUACAAUGAUAAGGGAUUCAUUAUAAAAUUAUUGGCAUCUGUUUAAGCAAGAAACUUGAAUCUAGAUGGACUUCUGGCAAAUGAAGUGCAUCUUGGCUCUAUUGAUUAGUUUCCUAAAUUUUCAAAUUAAUUGCUUUUUAUUUAUGGCCGUGAUUUCCUAAUACUUUCAAACCAAGGAUGCUAUAGCAAGUAUUAGUAUUAAUAAUAUUUACUUUCAAACAUUAACUUAGAGAAGCUCUACUAAUUGGAUGAGAUUAUAGCAUCCACGAUAGAAGAUGUAAUGCUUUCUCACUGA